GUUUUUUUGUUUGAAAAAUUAUAGAAUAGCUUGGAUAACCAUUCUGCAUAUGAAAACUAUUCGCUCCAUCCUCCAUCGAUCCAUUCGAUAGAUGUAAAGUGUUCCCUCUUGUAUACUUUAGUUCAUAUAUUCUUCUUUGUUUCACAUCCCAACUCUAUCUCAACUUGCUUCAUGGAUACACUAUUUUGCAAUUAUGACCUGAACAUCAAUGCAGUAGCAAUUAUCCAACAUGCCCUUUCUUCUCCAUCCAUGUCCGGCUGAUACAUAUACUGCAUACAUAAGCUGUUCACUUGCUGCUGGUGUAAAGAAUAGUAAAAUCACAUCUUAAGCUUGGCAUUUCAAUCCAAUAAGCCAUACUAUGGAUGGCUCAGUUUGGGUCGUGCAUUGUCUUAAACGGGUCAAAUCAAGAAAAUAAGAUGAAUGAAGAUUGGGUUUCAUGGGUCAAAUGGGGUUGAAACUUGAAAGUCCUAUUUAUACAACUUUCUGAGCUGUUCUUUUUAAAUAGUUACACAUUUGUUGUCAUAAAGUCUCCUUGUAAUCAUAAUUAACGCUGUAAUAUAAUCAGAUUUUUGAAAAGUAAAUUAGCGUCUGGACAACUUUAUUCAGAUUACAAUGGGACGUGAUAUUUAUAUGUCAAGGGUUAUGAAGUGGAAUUGAAGAACAACACAAAAGCAAAAGAAUACUCUGAGAAGGCAGCCGAAAACGAGGAAGCUGGUGGCCAUUACAAAUUUGGUGUAACGUAUCUUAAAGGUAUUGGGGUGAAGAAAGAUGUGAAGCGGGGUUGCAAGUAUUUCAUAGUAGCAACUAAUGCUGGUCAACCCAAAGCAUUGUACCAGUUGGCAAAGAUGUUCCACACCGGCAUACGGCUAAAGCGGAAUCUUCCAAUGGAAGGAUGUAAAGUUCGUGUAAUUGAGAGAGAUUUAACUGAGCCAGACAGGAUUGUAGGCGAAUUGUUACAACCAGGUGGAUACCUUAAGCUAAUUGAGUUGGGUCUUGAAGACUGUGUAGAGGAAAUAGAUGCUCAAAGGGUGAUUGGAUAUGCUCUGUUUAAAAAUGGAAGGAGCACCAGAAUAUCGUAUCCGUUGGAGAAGUUUCAUUCAAAUGUGUCUGGUAAAAGUUUUCACAAUGGGCGCUUUAUACAGAAGAUGCGAGAGAAAGCUUCUACUCUCCCUAAUGUAGAAUUGGAGCAAGGAACGGUGACAUCCCUUCUUGAAGAUGAAGGGACUAUAAGAGGUGUUCAGUAUAAAACUAAAUCUGGUGAAGUAUUGAAAACAUUUGCACCUCUUACCAUUGUGUGUGAUGGCUGUUUCUCCAAUUUGCGCCGUUCUCUUUGCAAACCACAGGUUGAUGUUCCCUCCUGCUUUGUUGGGUUGGUUUUGGAGAACUGUGAACUUCCUUAUCCAAAUCACGGGCAUGUUAUCUUAGCAGAUCCUUCACCGAUUUUACUUUAUCCCAUUAGUAGCAGUGAAGUUCGAUGUUUGGUUGACAUACCUGGUAAAAAGCUCCCUUCUCUUGCUAAUGGGGAUAUGGCAAAAUAUUUGAAGACCAGUGUAGCUCCUCAGCUGCCGCCAGAGGUCCAUGAUGCUUUUAUAGCUGCUAUUGAUAAGGGUUCUAUAAGAACAAUGCCAAACAGAAGCAUGCCGGCAUCACCUGUUCCUACACCCGGAGCACUUUUAUUGGGUGAUGCUUUUAACAUGCGCCAUCCUUUGACUGGUGGAGGGAUGACUGUUGCACUCUCAGAUAUUGUCGUGUUACGAGACCUUCUUAAACCACUGCAUGACUUCAGCGAUGCAGAUUCGCUUACCAAAUAUCUAGAAUCAUUCUACACCUUACGUAAGCCUAUGGCAUCUACUAUUAAUACAUUAGCCGGGGCUUUGUACAAGGUGUUUUGUGCUUCACCUGACCCAGCCAUGACGGAAAUGCGGGAAGCUUGCUUUGGCUACUUGAGCCUAGGGGGAGCUUGUUCAACAGGACCGGUGUCUCUACUUUCUGGGCUAAACUCAAGUCCACUUUCUUUAGUUUUUCAUUUUUUUGCUGUGGCUAUUUAUGGGGUUGGUCGUCUUUUACUACCUCUACCCACCCCUAAGCGGCUGUGGAUUGGAAUCAGGUUGAUUAUGGGCGCAUCAGCAAUCAUCUUUCCUAUUUUAAAAGCGGAAGGAGUGAGGCAAAUGUUCUUCCCUGCUAGUAUCGCAUAUCAUAGUGCUCCUCCCAAGAAGAGUUUGCAAUGAUAUUAGUUGAAGACGAUAAUAGCUUAUUAGCUACCAAAUUAGAAUAGAAAUCAUGUUGAGCAAGUGUAAAUUUUGAUAUACCCUAUUGAAAAUAUGUGUAUAUUUUUGUUUAUAGUACAGAAGAUGAAUGAUACAACAUUCAAUAUUUGUUCAUAAAAGGAAAUGUUCUCUUUAUGUGUCAAA
Molecule: messenger RNA, 2411 nt
Organism: Erigeron canadensis
Lineage: Eukaryota; Viridiplantae; Streptophyta; Magnoliopsida; Asterales; Asteraceae
Product: squalene epoxidase 3-like
Exons: 8
Coding region: 846-2228 (460 amino acids)
Biological process (GO): sterol biosynthetic process
Cellular component (GO): membrane; endoplasmic reticulum
Molecular function (GO): flavin adenine dinucleotide binding; squalene monooxygenase activity
Source: RefSeq, a predicted model, not a curated record